AGAAGAAGAAGAAGAAGAAGAAGAAGAAGAAGAAGAAGAAGAAGAAGAAGAAGAAAGAGGACGAGAAACAGGACGAGAAAAAGAAGACGAAAAAGAAGAAGUGGAAAGAUUAAGGGAGGAGGAAGAGUAGAUUGAGAAAAAGGAGGAGAAGAAACUACGAAGGAGAGGAAGAAGGUGAAGCAAGAGCAGAAGGGAGAGAAGGAGAACUCGAACAAGGACAGUAGCAACAAAAACAACGAAAUUAAUAACAAAAAAAAAACAAAGAAUUAAAAUCAAUAACAGUAACAACAACAGCAACGGCAACAAGAAACAAAGAAUUAAAAUCAACAACAGUAACAACAACUAGAACAGAAUUAAGACCACCCAAUUUCUGCCCGUCAACCGAUGCUGCAAAAGCACGCGUUGGCAACUGCACCCCUUCCAUGCCGUGACCGCCGCGAGCUGUGUUGUUGCCCCCGAGGUUGCCAGUCGCUAUGACCUCGCCUCGCCGCCAGGACCUUGUCUGAGAAGCGCUGACCUGUUUUCUUCGGUUUUAUUUCGACGGGACGGAGCUCAGUGAAUGUCGGGUCUGGGGGGCUCCGGUAGGGGAGUAGGUGAGGAGAGGCGGAGAGGAGGAGACCUCGGUACCCGCAUCACACGUUCCACGUCGCUGCUGCCAACGCCAUCAGAAACCACCGCGUCGGUCGAAGCUCUUGCCGAUACUGCUGCUGCUGCCGCCGUCGUAGCCGCCUCUGCUGUGACUGUCGUCGUCGCUUUUUCUACAGCUGCCGUCGCUGAUUUCGUCGCUGCUUCUGUCGCCGCCGCGUCUGCUGUGCGCUGUGACCAGGUGAGCCCAGGCAGCGCGUCGCCCGUGUCACGCUCCAGUGACUUUUCAGAUGGCGAAAGCGGCGAAGUCGUGGCGCAUCGUGGUACUGCUGGUGCUGGUGCUGUCUCUCGCCGUCCUCUCGUCGCCCAGCCCUCCACCAAAGCCGUGCCCCACACCCUCUCCCGCGGGCACUCCCGCUGAGAGCCAGGCCGCCUUCGACAACCCACACCUGAAGGAGCUCUUCCGCAGGUACGGCCAGGGGGACGUCCUCACCCCCGAGGGCCUGCACAAGCUCCUGCUCAGCCUCGGCCUCCAAUUCGAGGACGACCACGACCAUCUCCAUCACACACACGACCACCAGAACCUCCCCGACGACCCCCUCGGCCUACCGACGACGAGGAAGGACGACCCGGAGGAGGAAGACCACUUCCACGACGACCACCACCACGCACACGAUGACCACGUGACCCACGACCAUAGCCCGGACGACCACAACCGGAGGCAGAAGGACCACCAGGCGGACAGCGACGGCCGCAAUCACGGCGAUGAGCCCAAACUAGACGGCAGGGCGGACGACCCGUACUCCACCGUCGUCGUCGUCGACCACCCGCGCAGCAACCACCUCGGCGACCCGCACGACCUCCUCGGCGGCCACAUCGACGACCGCUUACACGACGACCAUCGCCACUCCGAGGAUGGCCAUCUAGACAACAACCACCAUCGGGACGGGCACGCGGACGACUCUCUCUCGCGCCGGUCGUCCCCGUCGUCGUCGUCGUCGUCGUCGUCGCCGUCCAGAUCCGUGCACGAAAGCGACGCCACGGGUCAAGCCGCCAGAGGUCGUGCCAGGUCAGGGCGGACCGGGACACCACGCGACCCAGGCCCUGCUAAUGCCACGAGCGACCCGGAAGCAUCGCCGCGUGUCAAUUCUUCUGCGCCUGCAUCCUCGACGCCCCCCCCUCCUGCCCCGUCUGCCGCUGCAACACUUCAUCCUCGAACUAUUACUACGGUGACCACGCGAUCUCCAGCUUCCCCCAAGUGCAAGGGCGUCUCCGACCUGUUGCAGACCUCAGGGUUGACCCCCGGCGACUGUCUGACUCCCACGGGGUUCCUCGCCCUCUGCCCAGGUCUCAUCUUGUACCUCGACGCCUGCAGGAUGGAUGACGACGCCCACGACCACGCCCACGCGCCCACGACGACAUCGCAUCAUCACCACCACCAUGGCCACGAGGGCGGCGAUGAGUUCUCUGCAGACAACUGGAUUGGCGCAAUCACCAGCAUGGUUGUCAUUGGCUUGGUGGGCCUCGCGUGCAUCAUGUUGAUCCCAGCCCUGAAGAGGAGCCAGUACUAUGACCAGGUGAACCACUUCCUGCUCGCCCUGGCUGUCGGAACCCUGGCUGGAGACGCCUUGAUUCAUCUUCUCCCGCACGCCAUCAGCAUGGAAGCACCCCAAGGUAGCAACCCUACCCUCCUGCAUUCCUUCUACGGCUUCACUGCCCUUGGCGGCAUCGUCAUCUUCCUGUUCCUGGAGCGCUGUCACAACCUGUUCUGCGGGCACGGUCACGGCCAUGGGCACAGUCAUGGCUUGGGGCUUGAUCUCAGCAAGAGUAAGGAGGACAUAGACAAAGAAACAGUUGGUACAACGACAACUCUUGAAGAUUCGGCCAGUCAGAUAACAGACAAGAUUGGAGAGAAGCUAUCAAAACAUUCCAAACACAAUUCCUUUAUCUAUGCAGAAAGCACCAUGACACUUGAAGCCCAGAACUGUUUUGAGGGUUGCAGCUCAAAUGUGAGUCCGAGUAGUGAUGCCAAUGGAAACAACGGUCCGAACAGAAGCCGAUUCGGAGAUGACCAGCAGCCAACCCUGCCCGAGAAGCAGGGACUGGUCUCGUCAGGUGACAGGGACUCUGAGGUAGCAUCCAUUGACAAGCAUGUGGCAAUGUGUGCAGAGAAGGAGAAGCUAGCCUGCAGUGCAUCAGAGAAGGAGAGCCUGGUCACGACACCUGCUGACAAGUCAGAGAUAGGUAGAGAACUCUCCCUAAUUCUGGACACCCCGUCGUCUGGGAGGCCAAAAGUCCUUCGGCAAAACAGCUCCAGCUUCAACAUGGUCUUACAGGAGUACCACGUGGGCCAUCAUGGCCAUUCCCACCACGGCCAUUCUCAUGUGACAGGUCGCAAGGAUUCUCUCCGAGCCAUGAUCCUGGUAGGCGAUGCUAUGCACACAUUCCUGGAUGGCAUGGCAAUUGGGGCAGCUUUCGGAACUAGCGUGACAGGGGGUGUGGCAACCUCCAUUGCCGUUUUAUGCCAUGAGCUGCCACAUAAAGUUGGGGACUUCGCGCUCCUCUUUGAGAUGGGAAUGCACCUGCAACAAGCCGUAAAAAUGAUGGCCCUUCUGUGGGUGUUGAGCUUGGCCGGUCUUCUUCUGGGGGUCAUGCUCGGCUCCAUCCCAACUGCGUCGCCUUGGAUCUAUUCCUUCACGGCUGGAGUGUUUAUCUAUCUGGCGCUUGUGGAUCUGCUUUCAGAGUUAUCGGUGCAGAGAGGAGAGAAGUUUGGCGUGGCAGGCCAGUUGCUCCUCCAAGGACUCGGCAUGCUCACAGGUGCCGUCAUCAUGCUCAUCAUCGCCAUCUACGAGCAUGACUUGGAGGACCUUCUCAGGGGCUCCUUUUAAAGGCACACUACAGUUAUGCAGCUAGUGUGGUGCUUAAACAUCACCAGAUGCAUCUUCCACAAAUAUUUUUUUUUUUUUCUUGGAAUAAGAAAAGGAAAAGGGUCUUACUUUUUUUUUGUUUCUAUGCUCUUAUGAGUGGUUAUACUGGCAUUGGCAAAUGUGCUUGUGAGGUGUGAUAUUUACUUGAUAGACUCACAGCGUUCAGAUGGAUGUUUUGUGCGGCGAAGUUCGCUUGGAGGUUGUCCAAGCUUUCAAAUAUGACAAUAGUAAGUGUACAAUAACACUAAGCAGAUGAAAGGCUAAGGUUGUAUUUCUUUAAUGACAUAAGGAUUACCAGAUAAGGAAGUUUUCAAAGAUACAAAUGUGAUAUAAACCCAGUGACUGCACAAAACUAUGUGAUCUAAAACCCACGUAUAAGUGAGCUGAGCAAAAACUCCUCGAUGAAUUCCGAGUGAGGAAACUAUGCUGGAUCCAUGGCUUUUAGAGUCGGACUCAAAACGGCCGGCAGAUCCAAACGGUCUAUAGAUAUAUGCUGAGCUUUUGUUUUAAGAUACAGUGAGUGCAAUCUGUUCUUCGUGGAAAAAAAACAACAACUACAACACUUAAUGCAGCUCUUCCUGGAUCAUGAAAAGUGAACUGUUCAUCUUCGCUUAAACUUUCGAUGUGGCUUUUCAUUUAGCUGGAUAUGUAAGGACAAGCAUUAUAAAGCCAUACAUAGUUUAAAUGUGUAGAUUACGGAGAUAUUCAUCAUCACAUCACUGUAGAGACGGAUUCCUUUUUUCCAAGUUAGCGAUUCUCUUUUUAGAGGUGGGAGGGGCAGGCUACAGUCUCUAGGUACAGUUUAUAGAGCUUUUGGGGGUUGGGGGAUGGGCGAAUGGUGUGAAAAAAACAAAAACAAAAAAAAACAGAACAAAAAACUUGCCUUACAGUAACCGCAGUCUGAAGUGUCAUGAGAUUGGCAUGACGAGUUCCUAUGGUUCUGCUCAUAUAUAUUUUUUUUCUCUCUCAGUCCAUAUUAUUUUUUUUUCUCUCUUCAUUGUAUACUGGGCUUAUUGUCUGGAAAAGGGCUAGACCAAUGAUAAAAAAAAAGGAUGAAUAACAUGUAUACUGAUGAAACAAAACUGACAAUGCCGUGGGAUGCAAUAAUGAUAAUGGUAAAAAGUUUAAAAGAUAAAAAUGAUAGACAUUUGGUAGAGGAAGAAACAGGGUUUACAGCAGUGAUAAAUUUUUAAUAUCAGUGUAAGUUUCAUUUGUGUAAUAAUUAACCAUGGCUAAUGAUACUUCAAAAGCGUUUACCUUAUCAUAAUAUGAGAGAAAACUAACAUGUCUUAGAUGAAUAUUAUAACCAUAAGGUGUUAAAGAACAAUUUUAUACAUUAUUCCCCUCCUCCUCCUCCCCUUGAUAAUAAAGUUACAUUUUCUCACAUUUUGCAGAGAAUGUAGGGGCCACUCCUUGUAUAUUAGCCUAAUCUUGAAUUUAGUACAUCUAAUUUAAGGUAAAUCCCAUUUGGAUGCAUAUUUCAUGCCCAUUGAAUUAUCAGGUAUCAAUAUGGUAUUGUUCUCUUUCCUCAUGAUUCAUGCAUAUUAAAGAUGAAAAGUAUUUAAGAUGAUAAUGCAUUCAUACACAUGACAAAAUGACAAGUGACAAAAAAAAGGAAAGUUAAAGAACAAAAGUAACAUUAAAAUAAUUAUAUUUAUAAAGUUCACACACACACACACACACACACACACACACACACACACACACACACACACACACACACACACACACACACACACACACACACACACACACACACACACACACACACACACACACAUAUAUACAUAUACACAUACAUAUACACACACACACAUAUAUACACACACACAUAUAUACACACACACACAUAUAUACACACACACACAUAUAUACACACACACACAUAUAUACACACACACACAUAUAUACACACACACACAUAUACACACACACAUAUAUACACACACACACAUACACACACAUUUUGUUAAUAAAAAAAAAUCCAAUAUUUUAAGUUCUUGGUCAUACUGUACUUAUUGAAUACAUUACAAGCAUAAAGCCUUAUAGUCAUUGCUCAAUAUUAAUUUUUAGUAUUGUUAGAUAUAUCUCCUUAAUAUUUGUUUCAUUUGUCAUUUGUUUUAAGCUCUUGACUUUGGCAUUUGUAAGGAGUUAUCUUACCCAUGCAUAUCUAAAGGUAUUUGUUAAUAUUUCCUCUUUUAUUUUUAUUUAUUUUUUUGUGUGCAGAUAUUCAGAAAAGGUUUCAUGAUUUCUUAUAUAGGAGAUGUUCUGUGCUAUAUUCAACGCCUGUGAGAUUCUGCGAUUCCUUACAUUCUGUGUCUCCGAUAUUAUAUUGUUGUCUUUUGUGAGUUACGUAGCCUUCACUGAUAAAAUACAAAUCCAAUAUCCAGUAUUCAUGUAUAUGUUGUAGUACAUUGUAGGCCCAGUUAGUAUUUUGAACUCUUGAAAUUUUGGUUAAACGAAAACUUCUAUUAAGUGAAUUAUACUGAUUCUUAAAUGUUUUUUAUAAUCUCGUUCCCAUUUGUGGGUAAAAAUGAAUGGAUGAAAAAUUACUCCACUAUCCAGUCCAUGAAGGUGCUACAUAUUUUCCAUAAAAAAGAAAAAGAAUUUCAAAAAAAAGAAUAGGUCUGUAAGAAACGGAAAGCAGUUUUUGCCGCAUUGAUAAGAAAAACUGACUUGAAGAAAAAAAACAAAAAACAGAUAUCAAUGGAAAUUACCUUUGUCAUACAACAGUUUCAUUCAGUUGACUCGGAACAAAACAUAUCGCAUCUGCCUCUUAUGAGAAAAAAUUACCCCCUAGAAUCUUUCUCUUUUGAAUGUUUAUGCAAAACAGCAGUGGUACUUUUAGUUGAUAAAAUGCAUAAUUGGAUGGUUGGGUGACUUGACUUGACUUGUCUUUGUCCUUACGUGAGUCACGUAACUGUCACGUACUGCUCUGAGUUAGCAAGGUGAAAUUCCGAAACUUUAUAUUUUUUAUUUUAUUCAGCCAUUUGAAAUGGGAAGUUCACUUUCUCUUCGUGGUAAAAUGAUAAAGAAAAAGAUGAUUAAAAGAAUAUGCUUAUACUGUCAGUGUAAUGAAACAUCUUUUUUUGUUCAUUUUCCUUGGAUCUUUUUGAUGUGCUUAUUAUGCAUGGAGGAGUAGAGCAGCUGCAUAUCUGAAAUAAGCUAAGGUUUUUUCUCUUUUAUCUUUGUGUGCAUGAUGUGUUUUAAUUAAUAUGAAUUAAUAUGAAUGAGUCCCUUUAAAAAACAAAAAAACAAAGAAAUGUUUAUUUUUUUGGCACUGUGCUUAUCAUUUCAUAUACCAUAUUAUUAUAUUUCAUCAGAGAAACUCUGAUAUUUAUCCCCUAAGUUACCUAUAAUUCAUUUAUGUUACUGCCAUUAGUUGUAUUAUUCUUUUCUUAUUAACAUGAAGCUAGUUUCUGUACUUAUAUACAGCUUUUACAGUUUACAAUUCAAAUUCUUCUUUUUCUUGGCAUAUAGAUUAUGUACUUGUUCAGCAAGUAGAGGAGAUUGUGCUGUUAUAUGUAUAAUGGUAAAUACAGUAUGCUAGGUAAGAAAAAAAAAAUUAUAUACCCUUUUUGCAUUAUAAUUUGAUAGCAGAGAAAUUAAAAUAUUCAUAGCAUUUAUUUUGAUAUGAAUUUUUAUAUGCAAUUGGAAAGGUUAGAGAGAGAGAGAGAGAGAGAGAGAGAGAGAGAUAGGCAAAGUAUAUAUCAACUUGUAAAAAUACUAAUGUGGAUUAUCUUCAUGAUUUUAAAAAAAUUGUACAUUGGUGUAGUGUCAUAUGCAAAAAAGGGUAGAAAAAAAUUGGUGUCAGUAUUUUUUUUUUCUUUUUUUUUUUUACAUUUUUUUGCAUAAGAAAAGACGUGAGAUACUGCACUUAGAGAUACGUAGUUGAUAUAUAGUAGAGACAGACAUCACUAUUACUGAAAUUUACUCUCAUCAGAAAAUAACCGGUUAGUGCUGCAUCUCGUCUACGCAUUUAGUGCUGUCGUGUUAUCGCACCAUAUUUAUGAUGCUUACCAUUUAAUUAAUGAAUCUAUGACUAACCCACACCCUUCACUGUAGGAUGUUCCUCUUGUUCCACAGACACACCAGUAUUAACGAGGCUGAGAUAUUUUGUGUCCAAUGUUUUUUGUUUUUUUUUCUUUUUAUUUUGUGUGUAUUGCAAAUGUUGGUUGUCCCUUAGGAAUUAAGGCUUGAAGAGGGAGAUUGACAAAUUAUGAUUACGUAAUUAUUACUGCUAUAUAUAUUUUUUCCACUUUUUUAAUGUGCCCCACCAUUAGUUUUAUUGCUUUAUGAAAAAUGUCUUUUGGUUGUUUAUUUACUUUAUUUUGUAUGGAUUUAUUUCCUGUGACUCUACAUUUCUUCUGUUUUCAGCAAGGAGAAAUCUUUUGUGUAUCCUAUGAUUUAUGGAGAAUGGUUGUUUUUUUUCACCUAUUUGUUCUAAUAAAAUGUCUUUUUCAGGUUUCAUAAUUUAGGGUUUAAUGUGUUCAGUGGGACCAUCUGUCUGCCACGUCUUUCAUUUUCUUUAUUUAUCAAAAUUUGAAUUAUAUCAUCAGCUAGGAGGGGAAAAGGAAAUAAAACAUGAAUUCCCAA
Penaeus indicus is the source of this 8108-nucleotide messenger RNA. Its product is annotated as zinc transporter ZIP10-like. The transcript is spliced from 12 exons. Gene Ontology annotation, molecular function: monoatomic cation:bicarbonate symporter activity; zinc ion transmembrane transporter activity. Bases 876 to 3473 code for a protein of 865 amino acids. The record is from RefSeq and is a predicted model, not a curated record. Gene Ontology annotation, cellular component: plasma membrane. Lineage: Eukaryota; Metazoa; Arthropoda; Malacostraca; Decapoda; Penaeidae. Gene Ontology annotation, biological process: intracellular monoatomic cation homeostasis; zinc ion import across plasma membrane.